This is a messenger RNA of Salvia miltiorrhiza (redroot sage), 2235 nucleotides long. RefSeq lists its product as uncharacterized. Bases 1 to 2235 code for a protein of 744 amino acids. The transcript has a single exon. Gene Ontology annotation, molecular function: RNA-DNA hybrid ribonuclease activity; nucleic acid binding. Gene Ontology annotation, biological process: DNA integration. The record is from RefSeq and is a predicted model, not a curated record. NCBI's taxonomy places the organism in Eukaryota, Viridiplantae, Streptophyta, Magnoliopsida, Lamiales, Lamiaceae.
AUGGAUGCCUACCAAGGAUAUCAUCAAGUAAAGAUGCACCCGGGGGAUGUAGCCAAGACUGCCUUCGCAGUGUGCACAGGAGUCUUCGGAUGGAAAAGCAUGCCCUUCGGCCUCAAGAAUGCAGGGGCCACAUACCAGCGUAUGAUGGACAAAAUUUUCAAGACGCAGUUGAGGAGAAACAUAUCGGUGUAUGUUGACGACAUGCUGGUGCGCAGCAUCAAAGCCAGUUCCCACGUGGCCGAUUUGGAGGAAACCUUCUCAGUGGUCCGCAAGAAUAGACUAAUGCUCAACCCCACCAAGUGCACCUUUGGAGUGCAAUCAGGAAAGUUCUUGGGUUACAGGGUAACACCAGAGGGAAUUGAAGUCAAUGUUGACAAAGUUAAAGCCAUCUUGAACAUGACCCUACCCAGGAAUGUCAAAGAGAUUCAAACACUCAAUGGUCAGAUUACCACACUGAGUCGGUUCAUCUCACGCUCAGCUGAGCGAAGUCUACCGUUUUUCAAAGUUCUAAGGAAAGGAAGUCGAUUUGAAUGGAGUAGCGAGUGCCAGAGAGCUUUCGAAGACCUAAAGGCCUACCUAACCAAACUACCAGUGCUAACAAAGCCUUAUUCGGGAGAACCACUGUACCUAUAUAUCUCUGUGGGAGUCGAAUCUCUGAGCUCAGUGCUGGUCCAAGAGGAGAACCGGCAACAACAACCGGUAUACUUUGUAAGCAAAGUCAUCCAGGGUGCAGAGCUACGCUAUACCGAGGUUGAAAAGACCGCAUACACAAUCAUGAUCACGGCCAGAAAGUUAAGGCCAUAUUUCUUAUCACACAAGGUCAUUGUGAGAACAAUAAUACCAUUCAGACAAAUCCUAGGGCGACCGGAUCUAGCAGGGAAAAUGGUGAAAUGGGCCAUAGAGCUUGGAGAAUAUGAGGUCGAGUUUGAGCCACGCACUACCAUUAGAGCGCAGGCAUUAGCGGAUUUUAUCCAAGAAACAACAAGGUGGCCUAUGAAGGGGCCGUGGACAGCGCAAGUUGAUGGUUCGGUCACUAAAGAAGGGUGUGGGGUGGGAAUCUACAUUACCUCACCUGAAGGGGAAGUCUAUCAAUUCGCUAUCAAGUUUGAAGAUAAGUUAUCCAAUAACGAAGCCGAAUAUGAAGCAGUGCUAAGGGCAGCUCACAUACUCAGAGAACUCAGAGCCGACAACGCAGUGAUUAAGACCGAUUCUCAAUUGGUGGCACAACAAUUAACAAGAGGUUGCGGGAUAAAGAAAGAAAGAAUGAAACACUACUUUGACAAGGUCCGGGAGAUUGGUAAGAAGUUUGAGAAAUUUGAAAUACAACAAGUGCCGAGGGAAGAAAACCAACGAGCGGACCUCCUGGCUAGAGUAGCCAGCGCAGUUGAACAAACCUGGAGCGAGGACAUUACUUUGAUGUUCGAACCUAAAAGGGGAGUGGUAGCGCAGGUAUAUAAUAUUGAAACCAAGGAUGACUGGAGAACGCCCAUCAUAUACUAUCUGAAGAAUGGUAAACGAAUGAAAGAGGACACCUCACGGUAUGCCAAAUACGAGAAUUAUUGCCUCAUCGACAAUCAGCUCUAUAAGAGGUCCUUCACACACCCAUUCCUGAAAUGCCUGGCCCCUGAAGAAGCACAGUUUGCCUUAAAAGAGGUCCAUCAAGGGUGCUGCGGUAACCACAGCGGACACAGGGAUUUGACGAGGAAAAUAAUCAGAGCAGGAUUUUACUGGCCCGGAAUCAGCAAAGAAUCGAAGGCCUUCGUGCAAAAAUGCGAGGCUUGUCAGAAACACGCUCCCAAAAUCAAUAUAUCUGGGGAAGAAAUGGGGAUCAUGUAUGCUGCGCAUCCUUUCGAUAAGUGGGGAAUCGACAUUGUGGGUAAAUUACCAACUACUCCGGGAGGCAAGUACUUUCUUAUAGUCACCGUAGACUACUUCUCUAAAUGGAUUGAAGCAGAGGCUGUCACCAAAAUUGACGAUAACACAGUAGAGAAGUUCAUAUGGAAAAACAUCUGUUGUCGAUACGGGGUGCCAAGGAUUUUGGUUUCGGACAAUGGAACCCAGUUCACGAGCAAGAGGAUUGAGGAUUUUUGUUCUCGAAUGGAUAUCACACAGAAAUUUGUGUCAGUAGCCCACCCCCAGGCCAACGUACAGGUAGAGAGCUGGCAAACCGCACUAUAUGUGAGGGGAUCAAGAAGAGACUUGAACGAAGCAGGGGACGAUGGGUUGAGGAGUUAG